AUGGCGCACAUCAAAGAUGCAUGGCCAGUAAUCACGCAGGCACUUGAUGAGGUCAAGGCAGCUUGCAAAAACCAAGCAGACAAAUGCAGGAAACCAGGCUGGGACCUAAAGCCAGGCCAACAGCUAUACCUCUCCACCAAAUACUUAAAAAGUAAACAACCUGCUAAGAAAUUGGCAGCCAAGUGCAUUGGACCCUUUAAGAUUAAAAGGUUGGUCAAUGAAGUGACCGCAGAACUAGAAUUCCCCAAGACCUACAGAAUGAUCCACCCAGUCUUUCACUUCAGCCUGCUCAAACCAGCUCCUGAAAGCAGCCAAUGGUACCCAAUCAAGCCCCCACCCCAGCCCAUCAUGAUAGGGGGCAACCAGCAUUAUGAGGUGGCGGAAAUCUUAGACUCCAGGGAUUACAGGGCCUGUUUGAUCUUGACUGGGCACAUUCUAAGGAAGAAGUGAAACAUGCUGUUCUUUUGCCUCAUUGUUUUUCUAGGAAAAAUAUCAGGAGGAGGAACGCUCAGUUUUUCAGGCCUGCCUGGUACUGGCAAUGUGAAUGAAAAUUCUCCAGCCGGCACUUCGGUGUAUACAUUCAGUGUUGAUUUAACACCAGAUUUAUUUCCAAAUGUGGCGGUGGGAUAUCCUACCAUAAUAAAUUCAAAUCCCCUCACAAAAGCUUUUGAAAUCAACCCUGUGUCUUCUGUUUUGUACAAGGUUGUUACAACUGGAGAUCUAAUCCUAGAUUAUGAAACCAUGCCCCACCGAUUUGAGCUGCAGAUCCUUGUUUACGACACAGCUGGGGCAAAAGACCUCCAAAUCCUAACUAUUCAAGUACUCGAUGUAAAUGAACUUCCAGUGUUUCAAGGCAAUAUAGCAACGCAACUUGUCACAGUCUAUAUUUUGGAAAACACACCAAGCGGGCCUAUUUAUUCCAUUGAUGCAACUGAUUCUACAAAUGCAACAUCUGCAAAAAUCACUUAUUCAUUGACUCCUGACUCACUGCCAUUCGGUAUUUCUGAAACUGGAACCAUUUAUUCUUUGAAGAAAUUUGAUUAUGAGAAAGAUCCAGAUAACUAUACCUUACAAAUUACAGCAAGAGACCGUCUUGGUCAAAAUGUCAGCAGGACUGUGAUUGUCAGUAUCAUAAACACCAAUGAUGAGCCUCCUUAUUUUACUACUAAAGAAAGAGCUUUCAAAAUUCCAGAAGAAAGCAUGCCCGGAUCUUUUGUUGCCAAUAUAACUGUUAAGGAUCCAGAUGGGGAAGGCUAUGAACAGGGCCUUCGCUUCAGCAUCAAUAAUCCUCCAGCGCUUCCUAAUUUCUCUAUAGAUCCAGUGUAUGGUACAGUUUUAGUGGCUAAAUGGUUAGACCGUGAUAUUGAGCCAUGGAGAGAACAUCCCAACAUUUCUUUGGUCAUUCGAGUUGUGGACAGUCCCAGUGAUGGACGAAGUGAUACAAUGGAAAUUGUUAUAACAAUUGAAGAUAAAAAUGACAACCCGCCAGAAUGUCAACUCUAUAAUUAUAGGGUGACCAUUCCUGAAACAGAACUUCCUGGAUCAAUACUAAAUUUAAGGAAUUUCUGUGAAGAUAUUGAUGUCGAAUCGCCAAACAAUGUGUUCAAUUUUACUGGGCUGUCUGGAAUUGGAAGUAAUAAAUUUACACAGGACCCGCCUGGCUCUGGAAACCUCCAGUUAAUAGGAAGUGUGGAUCUUGAAAAUGAAAAUCGAACAGAAUACAAACUGAAUAUUGUGGUGCAGGAUAUUGCUUCGCCUUAUUUUGCCAAGAAUAUCUACAUUUAUGUCAGAAUAGAACCAGUCAAUGAAUUCAAACCAGUCUUCAAUAGUUCCUCAUAUGUUUUUAAUGUCUCAGAAACAAGAGUUGCCGGAUCCAUAAUUGGAAAUGUGCAUGCAACAGAUCAAGAUUUGCCAGGCACUGGGAUAUCGUAUUCACUUUUGAAGCUCUUAGAUGUAUUCUGGAUCGAUUCUACAAAGGGCAGUGUGGGAAUUGUGGCAAAAUUAGAUUAUGAAACAAAUCGGAAUUAUACUUUUACAGUACAGGCUUCUGACAAUGAUGGCAAAUUUGCCACAGCAUCAGUGACUGUGAACGUUUUAGAAGAGAAUGAUGAACCACCCAUUUGUUCACCCAAUUCAUAUUUGCUGGAGGUUCCAGUGGACCUAGAAUUUGGAACUAACAUUAAUGGCUUCAUUCUUACAUGUGAAGACAAGGACUCAAGUCCCAAAUCAUUCCGUUAUUCUAUUAAUUCAGGUAACGUGAAUAACCAUUUCACCUUCUCACCGAGCGCAGGCUCCAAUGUCUCACGAUUGAUGCUUGCAUUGCCAUUUGAUUAUGAGGGAGGUCUGGACAGAAUUUGGGACUAUAGACUUUUAGUAUUCAUAACAGAUGACAAUUUACUCACAACUGAUGAUAGAGCUACAUCCAACAUUCAAACUGGCACAGUAACCUUAACCAUCAGAGUGAUUCCCAAACCAACCACUGUGAUCCCAACCACACCUGGUGUUACUAUUGUAACCAGAACAGCAAAUGUAUACUCUGCAUCAGCUUGGUACGUGCCAUUUAUAAUUGUCCUUGGCAGCUUGCUACUCCUUGGACUUCUUGGAUAUUUAAGCUUUUUGCUGGUGAGAUAUAUCUACAGCUACUGUGCACGGAAACCCAGAGCUGAUAAAAAACCACUAAUCAAAUUAGAAAUUAGGAAAAACAAACAAGUUGUAAUGUUAUAUUUUUCUUUUUUAGACAAAAAGAAAGCUAAGAAAGAAGUAGUAUGGGAGAUGACCAACAUAAACACCAUUUUUGAUGGGGAAGCAAAAGACCCAGUAACUGGCAAAUGGUAUGAAUAUAAUUCAAAGUCUGGGGCUCGACGAUGGAAAGAUCCCAAUGUGCCUUCCAAGCGAGAAGAAAAAGAACCUGUUGCACAAAAGGAGAUAGCUAAAGAAACUACAAAGAACGUAAGAAAAAAGGAAGCAGAGACCAGUGGCGAGAAGCUGGGAGAACAAAAUUACGUUGAACCAAAGCCUUUAGAGAAAAAGACUGAGGCUUUGAAACAAAAGACCAAUCCAAAGUCCCAAAAGCCCAAAGAAGAACCUGUGGGCAAGAGCUUGUCCUCGCCCAUUAUCCCACGCAAGUCGCCCAGCCCCUCUCCUAAAGUAUAUCCCAAAUAUGGUUAUCAGCCUUCAAAAGAAGUUUGAAAAUCCACCUCUGCUGUUCUUCCAAACAGUGAACAAACAAAUGGAGAGGCUAUUGACUAAUUCCCUUUCCUGCAUUACAGUUCUUAUUAGAAUACCAUCAUCUCCAGUGGCUUAAGUGAUUGUAAAUAGAGUUCAUAUUUUCCUACCA
Molecule: messenger RNA, 3337 nt
Organism: Anolis carolinensis (green anole)
Lineage: Eukaryota; Metazoa; Chordata; Lepidosauria; Squamata; Anolidae
Gene: cdhr3
Product: cadherin related family member 3
Exons: 19
Biological process (GO): adherens junction organization; calcium-dependent cell-cell adhesion; homophilic cell-cell adhesion
Cellular component (GO): plasma membrane; adherens junction; catenin complex
Molecular function (GO): cadherin binding; calcium ion binding
Source: RefSeq, a predicted model, not a curated record